This is a messenger RNA of Neltuma alba, 1690 nucleotides long. RefSeq lists its product as uncharacterized. Bases 522 to 1559 code for a protein of 345 amino acids. Gene Ontology annotation, biological process: positive regulation of growth. The record is from RefSeq and is a predicted model, not a curated record. The transcript has a single exon. Lineage: Eukaryota; Viridiplantae; Streptophyta; Magnoliopsida; Fabales; Fabaceae.
AGCCAUAGGAAUUUUGGCAUCAGAAGUCUCUUUCUUGAUGUUGAAGGUCGUUAAUUUAUGGAACUCUUUGAGCGCCGUCGAGGUAAUGAGUUUGAGGGAGGAAAUAGUAAACUCACUCGGGGUCAAAUUACUGGUUUCUAACGAUGAUAGUUUCUUGAUGGAACUUGCAUUGAAUGAGAUACUCAGUAACUUCCAAUGCUUAGCAAGGUCCGUGCCAGGUUGAGUCAGAGGUGCGAGAAUCCAUUGUAUCGUCGUUAUGAACAGUUUGUGAAUAAUCCAGUUCGGGAUUGCUUUCAUUGGUCAGGGUGGGAAUACAGACGGAAAAAGAUGGAUGGGAAGGUAAAGAAAAUGGAAAGAUUUGCGGCAGCUAUGUCACAAUUGUCCCAGGAGCUUGAGGUCCUGGCAGAGCGAGAACGGACUAUCAGGAGAAUGCGGGCAAAUCCUAAGUUGGUCGAGUCAGAUUGGUCGAGUUUAAGAAAAAGGUUAAGUUGCAGCGCCAAGAAGUAAAAACCCUUACAGAGAUGUCUCCGUGGAAUAGAAGCUAUGACUAUAUUGUCCGCUUGUUGGCAAGAUCACUAUUUACAAUUCUAGAGAGGAUUGUACACGUCUUUGGAAAUUAUCCCCAGCAACCACUGGAACAGCAAGAAGAUGAUUCUGAAAGAGUACAUGCUGUCACCCUUCGACGGACUUGCUCCUUCUCGCCUCCUAUGCAUUUUUAUGUCCAUCCGGAUGAGUUGGAUACAGAACAACUUGGUUGGAGGUUGAGCUCAGGGCAUGUGGCUGACAAUGGCAAAGGAAAGAAGAAACAAGAAGCUCUUCAUUUAGAAAUCAGGCAGUUGGGAUAUAUUGGUCCUUUCAAAGGAUGCGUGUCAGUAGGAACUGAUUCUCCUGCUGUGCCAAGUGGCAGGGGGCCAACAAAAGGUGGCUCUAUGAGGACAAGUGAUUACCAAACGAAACAUGUUGUUGGAAAAGCCAAAACCGCAGAUAAUUCGUGUUUAUUCAACAGGAUAAGCAUAUAUUCAAAACUAUCCAUCAGUAGUGGAUCAAGACCACUUCCUUUUACUCUCGGUGAUGCUGCUUUAGCUCUCCACUAUGCCAAAGUAAUUAUAUCGAUUGAGAAGAUUGCAGCAUCACCUGACAUGCUCGAUCCUGAGACCAGGGAUGAUCUGUACAACAUGUUACCAACAACGAUAAAAACUGCUCUAAGGGAUAAGCUCAAGAGGGGAGGUAAAAGAAAGGCUUCCUCAGGAGGAGGAUGGAGAGUGGUGGUGAAGCAUAUUUUAGGAUGGUUGGCUCCACUGGCUCAUAACAUGGUAAGGUGGCAUUCUCAGAGGAAUUUCGAGAAGGAGCAUGCGACUUGCAAGCCAAACAUCCUAUUAGUCCAGACUCUGUACUUUGCAAACCGAGCAAAAGCUGAAGCUGCGAUUGUGGAACUUCUUGUUGGUCUAGACCAUGUUUGCAGAACUUAUCAGCAAGCUGGCUUAAGAGAUUCGCCUGAGUUUAUUGGGACUGGCUCCCGUAACGUCGUUAUGACGAGACAUAAUAAUGAUCUAUCUUGAAAUCGUACCUUGUUUGGAUAUAUCUUGAGCAUGAUUGCGCAGCUCCUCUCCAUAUGAGAACUUGGUAUACCCAAUAGCAGUCUUUCAAUUAAAACAAUAACUUUGUAUGAACCAGUUUGGUUUCAUUUCAA